This is a messenger RNA of Protopterus annectens (West African lungfish), 4658 nucleotides long. RefSeq names its product transient receptor potential cation channel subfamily C member 4 (gene TRPC4). Gene Ontology annotation, cellular component: cation channel complex; membrane. Bases 573 to 3497 code for a protein of 974 amino acids. The transcript has 11 exons. Lineage: Eukaryota; Metazoa; Chordata; Ceratodontiformes; Protopteridae. Gene Ontology annotation, molecular function: store-operated calcium channel activity; inositol 1,4,5 trisphosphate binding; protein binding. The record is from RefSeq and is a predicted model, not a curated record. Gene Ontology annotation, biological process: manganese ion transport; regulation of cytosolic calcium ion concentration; calcium ion transmembrane transport.
UGCAAGCUAUCAAGGGGUGGAACUUUCUCCAUCUACAGCAAUUUUUAGUAAUCUGAUCCAAGAUGAGAUUCUGUGAGCACCAGCUAUGUAUUUGCAGCAAGUGGAGGUCCCCAGACUAAAAGCAACAGUCGGAAGAGAUGAAACGCAGGCAUUGACAGAUCAAAACAGUGUGUGGGGGAAAUCCUGCAGCUGAAAUGGCAUGUCAGUGAAGGUUGUGCUUUCUGUUCACACUAAGAGGAAAACAAUGCCCAGAGGAACAAACUGAAAUGCAGGGGAAAACACAUUAAAAACACAUCCUCAGCUUCUUUUCUGAUUUAAAUGUUCUCAUUAAUAUCUAGGAACAAAACUUGAAUGAAACAAGGAUCACUCUUUUUUUUUUACAGUGCUGUAUGAAGGGAACUAUAAAAAAGGAAUAAAAUUAAGGGGAAAGAAAGGAAUGCAUAAUCAUGCAUGUUUUGCAGAACUGAAAGAAGAUUAAUUUAUCAGUCUAUGGAUAUAUACUCGGUAACUUAUGAACAACGGAACCAUAUGGAAUUAUAAACAAAAUUCCCUGAAGUGACAUGGGAUGAGCCAUGGCCCAGCUGUAUUACAGAAGAGCGGAUAAUGCUCCUCACAGAGAUCGCAUUCCUCUGCGUAUAGUGAGAGCAGAGUCAGAGUUGUCCCCUGCAGAGAAAGCUUACUUAAAUGCAGUUGAAAAGGGAGAUUAUGCUAGUGUAAAGCAAGCACUGGAAGAAGCUGAAAUUUAUUUUAAAAUCAACAUCAACUGCAUUGAUCCUCUUGGAAGAACAGCCCUUCUUAUAGCUAUUGAGAAUGAGAACCUUGAAAUCAUCGAACUGCUGCUGAGCUACAAUGUUUAUGUUGGCGAUGCGCUUCUGCACGCUAUUAGGAAGGAAGUAGUUGGAGCCGUUGAGUUACUACUGAACCAUAAAAAACCUAGUGGCGAAAAACAGGUUCCACCAAUCCUGUUAGACAAGCAGUUCUCAGAAUUUACUCCAGACAUUACCCCUAUCAUUUUGGCAGCACACACAAACAAUUACGAGAUUGUAAAACUUCUUGUACAGAAGGGUGUAUCAAUACCAAGACCGCAUGAAGUUCGAUGUAACUGUGUUGAAUGUGUCUCAAGCUCUGAUGUAGAUAGUUUACGCCAUUCUCGCUCCAGGUUAAAUAUCCACAGAGCUCUGGCAAGCCCAUCUUUAAUAGCCUUGUCAAGUGAGGAUCCUUUUCUUACUGCCUUUCAUCUGAGUUGGGAACUUCAGGAAUUAAGUAAAGUGGAGAAUGAGUUUAAAUCAGAAUAUGAAGAACUGUCACAGCAGUGCAAACAGUUUGCAAAGGAUCUCCUUGACCAAACAAGAAGCUCCAGGGAACUGGAAAUUAUUCUUAAUUAUAGGGAUGACAGUAACAUCCUUGAAGAACAAAACUGUAGUGAUCUUGCAAGAUUAAAGUUGGCAAUCAAGUAUCGCCAGAAAGAGUUUGUUGCACAGCCAAACUGCCAGCAGCUGCUAGCAUCUCGAUGGUACGACGAAUUUCCUGGCUGGAGGAGAAGGCACUGGGCAGUAAAACUCUUCAUCUGCUUCAUCAUCGGACUCCUCUUCCCUGUGUUCUCUGUGUGCUACUUAAUAGCACCUAAAAGCAAAGUUGGGAACUUCAUCAGGAAGCCGUUUACAAAAUUUAUAUGCCACACGGCUUCAUAUUUGACUUUCUUACUUCUUCUGCUCUUGGCAUCUCAGCAUAUUGUGCGUCAGGAUCUAAAUAUGCAGGGUCCUCCACCUACAGUCGUUGAAUGGAUGGUACUACCAUGGGUCUUGGGAUUUAUCUGGGGUGAAAUUAAACAGAUGUGGGAUGGAGGUUUUCAAGACUAUGUGCACGACUGGUGGAACCUGAUGGAUUUUGUUAUGAAUUCAUUAUACCUCGCAACGAUUUCAUUAAAAAUUGUUGCAUAUGUAAAGUACAGUGGAAGUAACUCACGAGAACACUGGGACAUGUGGCAUCCAACCUUAGUAGCAGAAGCUUUGUUUGCUAUUGCAAAUAUCUUUAGUUCUUUAAGACUAAUUUCAUUGUUUACUGCUAACUCGCAUCUGGGACCUCUUCAGAUAUCCCUUGGAAGAAUGCUGCUGGACAUUUUAAAAUUUUUGUUCAUAUACUGCUUGGUGCUGUUAGCUUUUGCAAAUGGACUGAAUCAGUUAUACUUUUACUAUGAAACAGAUGGAAGUGGUUGCAAAGGCAUAAGAUGUGAGAAGCAAAAUAAUGCCUUUUCAACGUUAUUUGAAACACUUCAGUCUUUAUUUUGGUCUAUUUUUGGACUGAUAAACCUUUAUGUGACUAAUGUAAGCGCUCGCAAUGCAUCUAGUAUAAGCCCUCGCCAUGAAUUCACGGAGUUCGUGGGGGCCACUAUGUUUGGUACAUACAACGUCAUCUCCCUCGUUGUCUUGCUCAACAUGUUAAUAGCCAUGAUGAAUAAUUCUUAUCAACUUAUUGCUGACCAUGCAGACAUCGAGUGGAAAUUUGCAAGAACAAAGCUUUGGAUGAGUUACUUUGAAGAAGGUGGCACUCUCCCAACUCCGUUCAACAUAAUUGCAAGUCCAAAGUCUGUAUGUUACUUGUUUCUGUGGCUAAAACGACACUUAUGCUGGAAACAAGCGAAAAGGAAACCGGAAAGUUUUGGAACGAUAGGUAGACGUGCAGCUGAUCACGUAAGAAGAAAUCACCAGUACCAGGAAGUCAUAAGAAACUUAGUGAAAAGGUAUGUUGCAGCCAUGAUUCGGGAUGCAAGAACUGAAGAAGGUCUGACAGAGGAGAACUUUAAGGAAUUAAAACAAGAUAUUUCUAGCUUCCGUUAUGAAGUCCUGGGCUUGUUGAAAGGAAAUAAAUUACAUUGUUCUAAAAUUAAUAAAGGACCCUACGGUUCACCUGAUUCUGAGGAAACACUGCCCGAUGACAGAGGUUGGGGUGAAAAAACACAAAAAGGUUCCUUAAGUCUGUUUGAUGUUACUUCCAAGAUUCAUCCAAGAUCAGUUGCAAUUGUCAAAGAUACUAGUAGUGGGAUAAGUAACGGGUCCGUGUUUUCAAUUCCAGACUUCCUCAAAGAGAAGCAAAAGACAAUCAGCUCUGUUAGGGACAAGAAACAUUUUGGAUUAUUUCAAAGAAGACCAAAGUCCAGUGGCAGUGAAAAGGGUAGCAGUAAUAUAUAUUCAGUUUCUGAAGAAGUUGACAAGAAUGAAUUGGAAGAUGAACUCUGCAGCUCAGGAGAUUCAGUAUCAAAUGUCUGUGAUUCAAAUCAGAAAGAUACACCUGAUGAUACUGUUUCAGUGGAAAGAAGAAUGCAAAACACUGAUGAGGUCAUAAAAACACAUUCCUCUGAGGUAUCUACUGACACCCCCAUGGCAGAAGAGAAUGACCUUAUGAAAAAGGAAGGGGAAGGUAUUAAUGAUUCCAUGAGGCAGACAGAAACAGAAUCAGAGACAGUUACAGAGGGCAAAUAUAUAACAACAAGACUGUGACAGUAAAUGGGGAAAACUAAAGCAUCAAAGUAUAUAUUUUGCAGAGUAUUUUUUGAAUGGUAAACAAUCACAUUCUUUAAUCACUGCAUCAAAUCAUAAAAUAUCUGCACAACUGAGUUACUGUUUAAUAUAUCACCAUGAGACUGUACCUACAAAACAUUAUACGCAAACACACACUUCAGUUUCCCAUAUUUUCUGCUAACUUUAAUCUACCGAUUACAUUUAUUGCAAUAAGCCACAAACACUUCAUUAGUACUUUAUUUUGGUGAAUCAUGUUUUUCCUCAUGUCACGAAGUCCAAUGAUAAAUAUUUUUCUAUGCAAAAAUACAAUUUCUACUACAUGUUCCACAAGUUUUCCCAUAUUUUGAAAUGACACAGCUUUUUCAAACACAUUUUAGAAGGUUUUACACAUAACUUGUUUCCUUUCAGCCAUGUUACUUGUGAACGGGGGUUGCUGGAUCUGUCCUAGUUUGCCAAUGCUUUCUUCCUAGUUUUCCUUAAGGAGCUCCAUGAACCUAAAAGUUGUGAGUCUGAUAACCCAAGUUGGCUGCUGUGUCUUUGUUUUCUUUGCAGAAGUAGAACUGAUUACCUUAUUGAUUUUAUGCACUACCUCCAGCUAACUGUAUUCCACAGAGGAAGUAUUUUGGUAAGAGUCAGCAUUUUAAGAUAACAUGCAAGCUCUUUGUAACACUUUUGCAGCAGAAAAAGCACUAACAUAAAUAAUGCUUGUAUAAGCAUUGCCUGAUUAUAUGUCUGCAUUAUGCAAAUGUGGUUUUCUAGUUCAGAUAGCUAAACCAACCCUUUCUGAGUAUACACAAAUUCUAUCAGUUCAGCACAUUUCAUUGUAUUACUAUAAUUUCUUCUCAAGCAGAACCACCACGCCUAAUUUGAUCUUAUGAACUGAUGACAUGAAUGCUGGUUUUCAGCUGCAACUUUACGCAAUAAAAGAUAAAUAAUAAUGAAACCACUGACAAAUCAGUAAUUUAGGGACAUUGCUUAUUAAGGCAGCGAUUAUCACUUUAAUAAGAACUUUUGUCCAUUAAACAUCCAUAUUUUAUCAGACUAAAAGAGAAUUAGGUGUAAGCAUUGUAGGCAUAAGCCGCGGUGGUGCAGCGGUAGCGUUGUCACCUCACAUCAAGAGGUUCUCCUGUUUGAUUCUCG